Molecule: messenger RNA, 2658 nt
Organism: Ilex paraguariensis (yerba mate)
Lineage: Eukaryota; Viridiplantae; Streptophyta; Magnoliopsida; Aquifoliales; Aquifoliaceae
Source: the annotation of a GenBank genome assembly
CAAGAAAGACUCAUAAAUGUAUCACACCAACAAUCACCAAUUUUCAACCAACUUUUGGUUUAUCUUAUUUAUAUCCUCCACCAUCAGUGCCAUCCUUUUAAAGCACCUUCAUCCACUGAGAUUUUUGGGAUAUACAAGUCAACUCCGACCUUGAAUUAUUUGCUCCAUUGGAGUCUCAUGUACCCAUCAGACAUUGAUUUUGCUUUCUGGUUUGAGUGCACUCUCAUCCAUGGAACUGAAAUUGUCAAAUGUGGGGAACAGAUAGGUUGGGCUUUUUGAACGGUUCAUGGAAGUUUCAACAGCUUCUGGAAGUUUUAAUGCUCUAUUUUGACCCCCUUUUGAGUGAGAAUUGAUUGUCACAAUGCUAAAUUGUCUGUACAUAUAGAGGGUCUCUUUCUGGAGGUAGAAGAGGAAAGGUUGUUUCUGGGUUUGUUGUAGCUUCUUGUAGUCCUCUCUCUCGAUUUGGAGAUGGGUGGUGUUCUUAUCUUCCUCUUCCUGUGUUCUCUAUUGCUGUUGUUUAUUUACCCUUCUUCUUCACUCCCUUUGUGUACUGACAAGAGGGCACCUCUAAUCCCAAAGACCCCUCUGGGCUUCUGUCCAUACAAUGGGAGGGUAUGCUGUAAUUCAAACAAGGAUUUGCAGUUGCAGAAGCAAUAUGAAGCAAUGAACAUAUCAGAUCUUGCCUGUGCUUCUGCUGUGAAAUCAAUCCUAUGUGCAACAUGUGACCAGUUUUCGGCAGAGUUAUUUAGGAUCGAAUCAGGGCCUCGAUCAGUUCCUGUUCUUUGCAAUUCUACCAUUUCACCAAACUCAUCCUUGGCGUCAAAAGAAACAACAAAUAGCUUUUGUUCAUCUGUAUGGGAUGUCUGCCAAAACAUAUCAAUAUUGAAUUCUCCCUUUGCCCCUUCAUUACAAGGUAGGGCUGGAAUGCCACAAAAUUCCACCUCAUCCAAGCUAACUGAACUCUGGCAAUCGACAAGCGAUUUUUGUGAUGCAUUUGGUGGUGUGACUGAUGAAGAUACCUUGUGUUUUAGUGGCAAACCGAUUGUGCGUAACAACACUGAAACUCCAUCUCCCCCAAAGGGCCUAUGCCUCGAGAAGAUUGGCAAUGGAGCUUACCUCAAUAUGGUUGUUCAUCCUGAUGGAUCUAACCGUGCCUUCUUCUCUAACCAAGCAGGGAAAAUUUGGUUGGCCACUGUUCCUGAACAGGACUCAGGAGAAACAUUGGGACUUGAUGAAUCUAGUCCAUUUGUGGAUUUAACUGAUGAAGUUUAUCUGGAUACAAUCUUUGGGAUGAUGGGAAUGGCUUUUCAUCCAAACUUUGCCCGUAAUGGCCGUUUCUUUGCUUCGUUUAACUGUGAUAAAUCAAAGUCUCCAGGAUGUUCUGGAAGGUGUGCUUGUAACUCAGAUGUUGGUUGUGACCCUUCGAAGUUAGGUACCUCAAAUACAGCUCAGCCAUGCCAAUAUCAUGCUGUAGUUGCAGAGUUCACUGCUAAUGGAUCGGCAUCAGAGCCUUCAAUGGCAAAAAUGGCCAAACCAUCAGAAGUGAGAAGGAUAUUUACAUUGGGCCUUCCAUUUACAGCUAAUCAUGGUGGCCAGAUUCUUUUUGGUCCUUCAGAUGGAUAUCUUUACUUCAUGAUGGGAGAUGGUGGAAGCAAAGGGGACCCUUACAACUUUGCCCAAAAUAAGAAGUCCGUGCUUGGAAAAAUUAUGCGGCUUGAUGUAGAUAACAUACCAAGUGCAGCAGAAAUAGUAAACCUCGGUCUUUGGGGAAAUUAUUCUAUCCCACAAGAUAAUCCUUCUUCUGAGGAUAAAGAAUUGCAGCCAGAAAUUUGGGCCCUAGGAUUUAGAAAUCCUUGGCGUUGUAGUUUUGACUCAGAGAGGCCUUCCUACUUCCUCUGUGCAGAUAUUGGACAGGAUCAAUAUGAAGAGGUGGAUCUCAUCACUAAGGGUGGGAACUAUGGAUGGAGUGUUUAUGAAGGCCCUAUUGUUUUCAAGCCUGAGCAAGCUCCAGGAGGAAAUACUUCUACUGACGCUAUAGAUCCAAUCUUCCCUGUGUUGGGAUAUAAGCAUUCUGAUAUAAAUAGAAAGGAAGGUUCAGCUGCAAUAUCAGGCGGGUACAUUUAUCGAUCCAUGACUGAUCCAUGCAUGCAUGGCAGCUACUUGUAUGGAGAUUUGUAUGCCAAGGCUAUGUGGGCAGCUGCAGAAAGCCCUAAAGAUAGUGGGAAUUUUACGACUACUAAGAUUCCUUUCGGUUGUGCUCAUGACUCUCCCACCAAUUGCAGCACCGUGCCCAACAGUCCUCUAGCUGCUUUGGGUUAUAUAUUCUCAUUUGCAGAGGAUAACAUGAAAGAUGUUUUCAUUCUAACAAGCAGUGGCGUGUACAGAGUGGUUCGUCCAAGUCGCUGCAACUACACUUGCUCAAAGGAAAAUUUGACAGCCCUUGCAAGUCCAGGUCCUUCUCCUUCUUCGUUUGGCCACCAUCUUGAUGCACCACAGAUAGAAUUGUUGCUUUUUCUCUCUGCAUUGUUGCUUUUUGUUGGCUUUUUAUUGUAACCAUUUGUAAGAGUUGAAUGACUUUGCCAUUAGAAUCAAAGAUGAGUAUUACUGCGGUGAAUUUGAUUUUUUGACUCUUUUUCAAAUUCAAUAAACGUUGGUUGA